AUGAAACUCAAUAUCCUCAGUACCACCGUCAAUGACAUCUUUCUCAGUCCUCAGGUUCGAUCCGAGAACGAGACGCCCGAAGACAAUGAGCCUGCUAUCGUCCAGGUCAUCAUCCAGCUCAGCAUUCCACCCAAAUCGACUCCACCAUCCAAGCUUCUCAGCCUCACUGCUAGUCUGAUUGGCUAUGAAUCCAUCGGGUUUCCCAAAGGCGGCUUCGAACAGAACCAGCCUUACUAUAACAAAAAGACGAUCGAAUCGGCCACCGAUCUCAAACUCGAAGCCGGUUCCAUCUACCAAUUUGAAGUCUCUUUCAGCGUCGACCACAGCACGGCGCCGUAUCAGAGGUGCAAGUACGGUCGUCAUCAUCAGAAAGUGCAGGUAAAAGCUACUUUCCCAGGUCUGAUAGGCAAAAAGACGAUCGUCGCCGAAAAGAACCUUUUCUUCAUUCAAACCGUCGCAAGCACCGGCUUCCUGCCCUACUAUCACGUGCAUCGGUCGGCAGAAGAGGCACUGGGUCCCAUUUUCCUGGGUUUACGAACACAGCAUUUGACUGUGGGUGGUUAUCUGCGCAUCACAUUCUCACUAGACAGUCCCAGCCCAACGUUGCAACUGCAUUCGCUCAAGUUGGCCUUACUGCAGCAAACAACGCUCAAGUCACGAGUUCGACGUAAUUACAGAGAAAUUCCUCCCUCGGAACGCUUUGUGUUCUUCGAAGCGGGGCCCGAGGAGUUGAGCAAGUGCCUUCAAGGCAAUGAUGGCCAAGAGAAUCUGGAUGGGCUUCUUGCAAUUGCCCAAGAGCAACAUCAGAUCCAGCGACAGGGUCGAGCGGAUGACGCAGCUGGCGUUUCUGCUCCGAAUACAACGGCAAGCGCAGGCUUGACACUCGGACAAUGCAAUUGGGUGGCACGUAUACCCAACGAUGCCGAGGCUCGAGCUUCGACCUUGCCAGGCAGCGACUGUGCGAUCCAGAUGGCGCAUGCUCUCGAGCUGUCGAUCCAAUACUCUGAUCCUUCCUUUGGCGAUUCGGAUGUGCGAACCUAUCGUGCAUCGUGGGGUCUCAUCUUGCCGUCCUGCGCAUGUCGAUGGCAGACGAUGCGACUUCCUUCAUAUACGCCCGAGGAUGCCAAUCCUGUGCCCAAAGUCUCGCGCGACUUCUGGGCUGGACGAAAUGAGCACGAGUCGUUCACCCAAUGCGUCUGUGGCGAAGACCUCGAACAUCUUCUCGAGAUGGAGCAGCAAGCGGCAUCCGAAAGUGAAGUGCAGGCCUCUUCUGCGCUCUGGCGCGACAUGCUGAGCCAUCGCCUACAGCAACGGCUUCUCCGAAACGGAGUUGGCGGACGUAGUGCAUCUUGUUCGCCGGCUCUUUCUCGCAUGGCAUCACGACGCGGCAGCAUGGAGGACGUCACUGCCUCCGGCAGCAAUGUCGCCAGUGAGUCGACGACGUCUGACCAGUGCGAAAGAGGACGUCAGGUUCGCGGUGCUACACUGCCAUUCCCUGUCUCGCGCGCCAACUCGGGGACUGGGACUGCCGAGGACGGAGUGCGAUUCGGGCUGAUCGAGGCUGAGGACGAGCUGGAAUUUGAAAUGCAAGCGCGCGAAGUGUUACACGAGAUGCAGCUGGACGAACGCGAUUACCAGAGAGAGUGGGACAGGUUGAACGAGAUGCGGCAGCGGAGGAACAAGGCGCGAAACGAGUAUAUCUCGGUCUCGCCGAGUGCCAGAGAGAGUGAAGAGAGAAGAUGCCGAUCGCAAUCGGCACAUCCCGCACUACGAUUCUUCCAAAAGAGAUCAGCUAGCAGCAAUAACAGCCGGAGCAACAGCAGGGCGCCUAGCCCUCCCAUGCCCCCUGAAACGCUGGCUGAGGCGGUGGGCGAAAUGGGGCUGGAUGAGAGACAGUGA
This is a messenger RNA of Mycosarcoma maydis (corn smut), 1899 nucleotides long. RefSeq lists its product as uncharacterized. NCBI's taxonomy places the organism in Eukaryota, Fungi, Basidiomycota, Ustilaginomycetes, Ustilaginales. The record is from RefSeq and is a predicted model, not a curated record. The coding region runs from base 1 to 1899 and encodes 632 amino acids. The transcript has a single exon.